Messenger RNA from Bombina bombina (fire-bellied toad), 2197 nucleotides. RefSeq names its product UPF3B regulator of nonsense mediated mRNA decay (gene UPF3B). The transcript has 10 exons. Gene Ontology annotation, biological process: nuclear-transcribed mRNA catabolic process, nonsense-mediated decay; positive regulation of translation. Lineage: Eukaryota; Metazoa; Chordata; Amphibia; Anura; Bombinatoridae. The record is from RefSeq and is a predicted model, not a curated record. The coding region runs from base 80 to 1522 and encodes 480 amino acids. Gene Ontology annotation, molecular function: mRNA binding. Gene Ontology annotation, cellular component: cytoplasm; nucleolus.
UAGCAAGGAUUUUGAGUCACUGCAGAGAGCCAGGAUUCACUUACUUCUGGCAAAUUUGUGUCCUUUUCAUCAUAGAGCCAUGAAGGAAGAUAAAGAGAAUACUAAGCCCAAAGAAAAGCGGUGUGAACAUGGAGUCACGGAGGAUGGUGAAAAACCUGAGAGGGUGAAGGAGAAAAAGGAAGUCAUGAGUAAGGUGAUAAUUCGACGUCUGCCUCCCAGUCUCACCAAGGAGCAGCUAGAAGAACAUCUUCAACCUUUACCAGAUCAUGAUUAUUUUGAAUUUUUUUCCAAUGACUCAAGUUUAUUCCCUCACCUGUUUUCAAGGGCGUACAUCAACUUUAAAAGUCAAGAUGAUAUAGUUUUAUUUAGGGAUCGCUUUGAUGGCUAUGUGUUUAUAGACCACAGAGGUCAGGAAUAUCCAGCUGUUGUGGAAUUUGCACCAUUUCAGAAAGUGGCAAAAAGGAAAAGUAAAAAAAAGGAUUCCAAAACUGGAACUAUUGAUGAUGAUCCUGAAUACAGAAAGUUUCUGGACUCCUAUAGCAUGGAUGAAGAGAAACUAACUUCAACACCAGAGACGUUACUGGAAGAAAUAGAGGCAAGGAACAAAGAGAUGAUAGCUAAGAAGACAACACCAUUGUUGAGCUUUUUAAAGAACAGACAGAGAAUAAGAGAUGAAAAACGCGAAGAGAGGAGAAGAAGAGAGCUGGAAAGAAAAAGACUGCGAGAGGAAGAAAGAAGAAAAUGGAAAGAGGAUGAAAGAAGGAAAAGAAAAGAUGCAGAAAAGCAAAAGAAAUUUGAAAAGACUCCUGAGAAAGAACUGGACAGACCAAAGGACGAGACAAAAAUUAAGGUAGCUGAAGAGGCUACUCACACAGAAACUGUUAACUGGCCGGCAUCUCUGGCUGUGAAAGGGUUAAGUGAUGACAAGCUUCUUAAAAAGUCUGAAAAAGAGGACGAGAGAGAUACAGAAAAGAAAUAUAAAUCCAGAAAAAUUGAAAAAGAGAAUGUGAGAGAAGAACGGAGUACUACGAGCAAGCGAUCAGAUGGAGAAAUUGUCGAGGAAAAGCUUAAGAGAAAUGAAGAAGAAUAUGUGAAGGAUUACAGAGAGAAAGAUUAUGAAAGGGAAAGACGACUAAGAGAAAAAGAGAAGAUGAGGUAUCACGAGGAUGAUCGCAGGAAGCCCAGGGACCGCUAUGAGAAGGAUAGAUGUUUCAGGCGAAGAGAUGAUGAUUAUAGGAAGGAUAGAGAGGUGGUGCGGGAGAGAGGACGGAAACAAGAACAAAACGACUGUCCCCAGAACACCGACAAAUCAGAACGAAUAACCAGGGACGAGAAAAAAGAAGAUGCAGCCAAAAGAGAUCGUAUAAGAAACAAAGAUCGCCCAGCUAUGCAGCUAUACACGCCUGGAGCAAGGAGCAGAAGCCGCUUGACAGCGUGUGAUGAAAGCCCAGUUAAAUCUUCAGAUCAGACCACAGAGAAUAAACAAGAGUGUGAGACCAAUGACUUGGGAGAGGGCGAGUAAGGAGGAGACUUGGUGCGUUUUGCUGGUCAUAACUACCAAAGAACACAAACUCAGCAAUCCAGAAGUGCCUUCAUAGAGGAGUCUGUAAUCGGCAAGAGAAGAGUCCAGAGAGAAGUGUAGGGGCAUCUGGGGAAAGCAAAGUGUAGCUCAGAGCCCAAGCUGGGUUCUUGUAGUGUCAAGAUAACUAAGGAAAUAUAUAGUUUUUUAUUGCUGUAGAAGAGGCAGCAAGAGGUGGAACUUUGGUUUACAAUCCCUGUCUUGUGGCCUUAAUUAAACCAGAAUCGUCCAUUAUUGUGUUGGCAAAGAAUUAUGAGAGAACAAUAUUUUGACUAUUCAGCUCAGUGUUAUAUGUGCUGAUUAUCUUCAGCAGGCCCAGAAUUUCAGUUUUGCAGUAUAAUUAUCUAUUUUAUUACUUUUCAUUGCAAUGGACAUUCUGAAGAAACUAUAAUCCCUGCUAAGAUGCUGUAAAACAAUGUAGUAUUUUGAGUUUCUGAAUUAUUUUCAUACAGAUCUUUAUUACAUACAGUAUGAGAGUCCUGCUUUAACAUGGUAUCAAGCAGUUAAUUGCUUAUUUUAUCUGAAUGUCUGCACCAUAUAAAACAUCUUAAAUGAAUGUAACAUACAUGUUUUCUUAACUUUUUUUCUUUUCUAGGAAAAUAAAAGGCUUUGAAAUUA